UGAGGCGCCAUUUCGUCGCCGCCUCGGACUGGAGCGGAGCGCCCGGGAGUCCUUCGCUUCUCUCCGCGCCUUUCCCGAAGAGAGGCCUCUCCGUCCCCGGCGGGACUCGGGAAGUAAGUUGCUCGUCCGCCAGGCUCCCUUUCCCGGGCGAGCCUCGUCCUGACUCGGGGGCGAAAGGCGCCUCAGAAAAUCCCCCCCCCCAUCACUAACUCACGAACUCAGUCGCCCCAAAGUCUUUUGCUGGAGCGCUUCGCCUCCGACUUCGCAUGGCAACGUAUUCAGGCUGCUGUAAAACCAUCGCUUCCGUUGGUUGGGCUCGGCGCCAAAUAAUAAUAAUAAUAAUAAUAGAAAGCAACGUGAGAAACUACAGAACUCUUACAUAACGCAGUCCUCCUUUAUGACAUAGGUGGUUUAAAUGCUUGUUCUUUCUCUGAUGCCUAACACACAUGGGAGCAUGUGGGAUGAUAUUUUUUAUAACCAGCAACCAGAAAUAAUUUUUGAUUUGAUUAUAUUACUAAUGUAAUUACCUGGACAUAGUUGGGGCUGCUUUUUUGGGGGAGGCUAGGGGAAAACUGUAUUUGAUUGCUUGUAUUUGAUUCUGUGUUGUUCUUAUAUGCAACUAAUGAAUGAAUGAAAUACUUUAUUGUCACUUGUUCAACUUGUAUACAGUGAGAUUACACAAGCACCCCCCACUCAGCUCUCUUAGUCUUAAUUCCCCUCGUUUACUGACACCCACCCACCAAACCCGAAACUCAGUUGUCCUGUUGUUCUCUUUUCAUUCAGCAGCCUAACAGCCCACAGAUAGAAGCUGUUCUUUACCCUGUUGGUGCGACCAAUCCUGCUUCUGUAUCUUCUGUUGUAGGGCAGGAGAUUUCUGGGUUUGGAUUUCUGUGUGGUGGGUGGCUGGGGGAAUAGUUGAGAAGGGGUUUGCAAGAAUCUGGAAGCUUGUGUGUUUUCUAGGAGGCUUGGUGCUUUUGAAUUUUUUGGAUGUGAAGCACUGAUAUAUUUUUGGGGGGUUUGCGAAGGUAGGAGCUGUGCUGCCAUGGGGCCCAAGAAGACUGCUGCUGCAGAGGCCGGCGAGAGGAAGACGGACGACCAGGAGCUGGUCGAACUGCAGGCAGAGGCUGAUCAGGAGCAGGCCUUGCUGGAAGAGGAACAGCUGUCCUCCAAAGAACUGAGGGACAUUUGCCAGAAGUGGGAAGAUGUGCAGGCUUUUGCACAGCGGUACCACCCUGACAAGGACCGGACACGUGACCUUGCGAACACUUUUGAUACGAGGCUCAUGUCGUCUUUCAGGGAGGUGCUGAAAAGGCGGAUGAAGCAGCAGACCAUGGACGGGUUCUUCAGCAAGAAGCAAAGAGUGGAAGAGGAACCUUCUUCGAGUUGUCCCCCAGAGUCUUAGAAAAUGUAUGUACAGUACUGUACACUUUGGUGAUUUUUAAAUGCUUUUCUGUCAUGUUUAGAAACUUAAAUUAUAGUUCCUUCGAAUUUUUGAAAUGCUCUUUACAGUAUGUGUGACUUUAAAGAGCACUUAAUAAACUCUUGUUGUACCAAAUUUGGCUUUGUUUGGACUUUUUUUGACCAUAGGAACGCAUUAAUUGAUUUUCAAUGCAUUCCUAUGGGAAUCCGUGCUUCGCAAGACGAAAAAUUCGCAAGACGAAAAAACUCGCAGAAUGAAUUAAUUUCGUCUUGCGAGGUACCACUGUGCUUCAGUUUAAGAACAGUUUCAGGUUAAGAACCGACCUCCAGAACGAAUUAAGUACGUAACCAGAGGUACCACUGUACUGUCCCACCAUCUUGUCCUCUGUCGUCCCCUUCUCCUUGUGCCCUCCAUCUUUCCCAACAUCAGGGUCUUUUCCAGGGAGUCAACCAUAUGUCAGGAGUGCUCUGAUGGUGUUUCCAGCUUGGCAGGGGGUUGGACUCAAUAGCCCUUGUGGUCUCUUCCAACUCUAUGAUUCUCUUCUUGUGAGGUGGCCAAAGUCUUGGAGCCUCAGCUUCAGGAUCUGUCCUUCCAGUGAGCACUCAGGGCUGAUUUCCUUCAGAAUGGAUAGGUUUCAUCGGCGAUCAGCCGCCUUGAUGGUCCAGCUCUCACUUCCAUACAUCACUACUGGGAAAACCAUAGCUUGCACUAUACGAACCUUUGUUGGCAAGGUGAUGUCUCUGCUUUUUAAGAUGCUGUCUAGGUUUGCCAUCGCCUUUCUCCCAAGGAGCAGACGUCUUUUAAUUUCGUGGCUGCUGUCACCAUCUGCAGUGAUCAUGGAGCCCAAGAAAGUAAAAUCUCUCACUGCCUCCAUUUCUUCCCCUUCUAUUUGCCAGGAGGUGAUGGGACCAGUGGCCAUGAUCUUCGUUUUUUUGAUGUUGAGCUUCAGACCAUAUUUUGCACUCCCCUCUUUUACCUUCAUUAAAAGGUUCUUUAAUUCCUCCUCACUUCCUGCCAAGUGUUUUAUCUGGAGAUACUGCCAUUGAGCAUUUGUAGGUAAUCUGUAUUUGUCUCUUAGGAUGGACUAUGUUUAAAAUUCAUCCUCUUCGUUUAUCAACUGGUCUAAUGUUAAUAUACCGAAAUUCAUCCAUCUCUCCCAUAUUACCAUUUCUUUCCUGGUUUUAAAGACAGGUUUCCCCACAAAGGCAUUUUAUUGUGGGAGCAAAGGUCAAAUUUAUAUUUUUUGGACAUGUGGUAUCAUUCUAACUGAUGUUAUUGUUUCAAUAGCAUCUUGAGUAUUAAUGCAUGUAUUUAGACCCAAGUGCUACCCAUCUUUCUAGAGGUGCUACAUAGGAAUAUUCCAAAGCAGCCCAAUUUGGACAGUUGUUUUCAGUUAUGGGUCUCCAGGAUUGUCUACCUGACGGCAAAUAUACUUGGUGAUACAUUUCUAAGUCUGGGAUCCAAAAUCCUCCUCCUUUUAUCGGUAUCUGCAUUUUUUGCAUAGAUAUUCUUGGAACUGAAGAGCCCCAAAGGCAUUUUCUAAACAAAGAUUUAAUUUUGAGAAAGUAUUUGCUCGGUAUGUGAAUUGGAAUUCCUCUUAAGAUAUAAACUAGGUAUUACGUUCAUUUUAAGAGCAUUGACUUUUCUCCACAGGGUCAGGUUCAAUGACUCCCAUCCAGUGCUUUUUUUCUUUAAAAAUGUUUAGGGGUACUCUCAUUCUACUACUCAUAUUGAAAUAUUGCUCCUCAAUGAGGCCAGAAAUAGAUUCACAAAAUGUUUAGGGGUGUGCAUACCCCAGAAAAAAGCACUGCUGUCACCUGUCUAUGUCUAUUGAUACCUCAUGGUAUAUUUUGUUGUUUAAUGACACUAAUUUAGAUAAGUCUCAUGGUGUUAAUGUGCCUAGAUAUUUAAUGUUGUCUUUGCAAACAUGAAACUGGUAUUGUUUAAACCAGUGUGGGUGUGUUUCUCUACUUGCCCCUGGAACACCCCAAAGAGGGUGAGAAGGCGCAAGGGGGCAGCCCAGGGGCAAGGAGAGCAGUGCCUCCCCCCCCCCCCCAGCUAUCCAUCUGCUUGUGAGCAGUGGUGGCAGUUUCUUCACUCUGCCUAAUCAGGGAGCUGGCCCUGCCACACGGUUCAACUUCAAAAUUAGGAUAGCUGGUCAAAGUCAUUGACAACCCUCGCUUAAAUAUACAUUCAUGUACAGCCCCCCCCCAAACCACUCCAUAGAAUAAGGGUCAGCAAACUUUUUCAGCAGGGGGCCGGUCCACUGUCCCUCAGACCUUGUGGGGGGCGGACUAUAUUUUUGGGGGGGGGGAGAAAAAAGAAUGAAUUCCUAUGCCCCACAAAUAACCCAGAGAUGGAUUUUAAAUAAAAGGACACAUUCUACUCAUGUAAAAACACGCUGAUUCCCGGACCGUCUGUGGGCUGGAUUUAGAAGGCGAUUGGGCCGGAUCCGGCCCCCGGGCCUUAGUUUGCCUACCCAUGCCAUAGAAUGAUAGAACUGCAGUGUUGAAAGAGACCCUAAGGGCCAUCUAGUCUAACCCCCUGCAAUGCAGGAACCGCAGAUGAGCUUGCGUUCAAGAUACAGGCCUAGAAGGCUCAGCUCCAGGGAUUCUGGCCGGGGGAUCCAUGGAGGUUGAAGGAAAAGGAGAGGGCAUUAAGUGGAGGGCGUGUGGCUCACAGAAGCUGGAAGGGACCCCCAAGAGUCAUCUAGUCAACCCCCUGCCGUGUGGGAAUCCACCAAGUGCCUGAGGAAGCUGCCUGCCAUGGCUUGGACCAGAGGGACUGGCCCCCGCCUCCGCCCCCUCCUCAGGAAGCCAGGACCCUCUGCAACACACCACAUCCCCUCCCCACCCCUGACGUUCCGCCUCCUCACCUGCCCUCCUCGCUUGGCCCCUCUUUCCUCAGCGCCUGCACCAGCUCCUGGUCGAACUUGGCAGCCUGGGCGACCAGCCGGGGUCUCCUCGCUGGCGGUGACGGAGAGGCCCAGGCCGAAGGCCAGGAAGCGAGAGAGGUGGCCCUGGGGGAAAAGGGGGAGAAGACACUGUAAAUAAAGAAGACACUAUGAAUAAAGCAGGCUUUGCGAGACUCCGAAAAGGAAGAGGAACCCGAGAGGCCUCUUGCAUCCCUACUUACCUGGCCAGCGCCCACGUCAACCACCUGGCGGCACCCCGUGAGCUCACUCAGCCGCUUCACCAUCUGCGGGGAAACGGGAGUCAGGGAGGCCCCUGUGGAGCUGCCCACUCAGGGAGCGAAGGUGGAGGGAGCCCCUGGUGGCUUCAGCGAGGGGCAGCGGCUGCUUCCCAGGAGAGGGAGAGGAGGAGGAUGGGCAGCAGCAGCAGCAGGAGAGGAAACCAGGUGUGGCUGGAGGAAGAGGUGGAGGGGAGUGUGCGAAGAGGUGGAAGGGAGUGUGCUGGGCAGGGCCACGGGGGCAUCAGAGGCACAGCAGUAGUUCCUGCAGUGACCAGCAGCAGCUCUGGCAACAGCCCCCCCCCCCCCCCCGAAGCAGAUGCCUUGCUUGGACCCUAUGACAGGCUGUGGAGGUCUUAUUCUGGGGGCUGCCUGGUUGGCACUGACUCACAGCAGGGCCUUUUCAGUGGUGGCUUCCUGUUUGUGGAAUACCCUCCCUUGGGAGUUGUGCCCGCCUCCCUCGUAAUUGGCUUUCUGGAGUGCGUUCAAGAUGGAUUGAUAAUAUGGACAGAUUAGCUACAUCCGAACGAACUGCAUGUCAACACAAAUUAAGAAUGGAUAAAUAGGAAGAAAUCUGGAAUGAAUAUUUAAGCGAUAAAGCGGAUAAUGGUGGGAGGUGGGGAGAGGACAGAGAGGUGGGAAAAUAUUGUUAAAAAGGUUUAUUCAUAGGUAUAUCCGUGUAUUCAAAUCUGAACUGUCAAAUUGUGUUAUUGUUGUUAUGGUUUUUGCUGUAUGUGUCUUUUGCAGUUGUUGUUUGUAUCGACAAAAUGAAGAAAUAAUAUAUUUUUUUAAAAGACCUUUGUCUGUACUCAGGCUUGGCAUCUGAUGUGUGUUCCUGGUGACCCCCAAAUCCCUUUUUGGUAGAAAACAAAUGCCCUGUUUUGAGAAUGCUUUCCGGUCGUGGUGCGUUUGCUACCCUGGGCUGGAUGUGAAAGGAACAAGUGAGAACAGGGCUGGGCCUGGCAGUGGGGGUAGCAGUUCUUGCCUCCUUGGUGACACGCAGCUGGGCUCGCUGACUCGAGCCGCCCUCCCUCCCCAGCUCAGCCAUACCUGCCCCAGCCGACGGAUCUCGUGCUGCUUCUUGGGCUUGACGUGUUUCCGGAAAAGCGGCGGGAGCCUGGAGCUCUGGCAAUGGUUGUCUUGCAGUGGUGGAAAGCAGGAAAUUAAUUAAUGUGUACUCUGCCUCUUCCCCUGCCUCAGGGCAGCUUACAGAUAACGUAAGAGCAGCUGAAAACAUAUGGGGCAGAGAAAAACAAACACAAAUAAGUACUAAUCGAAUGAAAAAGACGUAUGUAUAUGCAUGUAUAAAUGUCCCUAUUUCCCAACAGAUGUCAAGAAAAUAAACAACUACAGUGGAGUCAUCGGUUGCAAACGUGAUCUGUGCAGGAUGCAUGUUCGCAACCUGCAGCGGUGCAUCUGUGCACGUACGGAUUGCGAUUUGGUGCUUCUGUGCAAUGCUCAAUUUAGAGCUUCUGCGCAACUUCCGAAACCCGGAAGUAACCCGUUCCGGUACUUCUGGGUUUCGGCGGGUGUGUAACCCGAAAAAAACGCAACCUGAAGCGGCUGUAACCCGAGGCAUGACUGUAUCCAACUUUUAGAAGACAUCUGAAGGCAGCCCUGUUUAGGGAAGUUUUCAGUGUUUGAAGUUUUAUUCUGUUUUUUAUGUUCUGUUGGGAGCCACCCAAAGUGGCUGGGGGAAACCCAGCCAGGUGGGCGGGGUAGAAAUAAUCCUGAAGGAGCAUCUCCACCCCCAUAGUUCUGCCCGGACACUGAGAUCCAGCGCCGAGGGCCUUCUGGCGGUUCCCUCAUUGUGAGAAGUGAGGUUACAGGGGACCAGGCAGAGGGCCUUCUCGGUGGUGGCACCCGCCUUGUGGAACGCCCUCCAACCAGAUGUCAAAGAGAACAACAACUACCAGACUUUUAGAAGACAUCUGAAGGCAGCCCUGUUCAUGGAAGCUUUUAAUGUUUAACACUGUAUUGUUUUUAAUACUUGAUUGGGAGCCGCCCAGAGUGGCUGGGGAAACUCAGCCAGGUGGGCGGGGUAUAAAUAUUUAUUUAUUUAUUUUUAUCACCAUCCUCUAUCAAUGCACGUUCUGUUAAAAACACACAGGCAAUUCCCACAAAAACGGCACCUUCAAAGCAGCCUUCAGAACAGAUCCCUUCGGGACCCAGAUCCGAGGAAGGCCUUGCUCCCUCCAGGCGGGGCUCCCAGAGAGUAAGAGAGACUGGGCGAAGAGGCCGCUCUAUCCCUUGCCACGUCUAUGGUCCUGCGUCCCCCCAGAGCGACGGGAGGGGGCGGGGGGGGCCUUUCCAGGGGGCGGGACCCGCCCCGGAGUGGUGAACCUGGCGGGCCGCCCCCCUCUCCUCCCCCCCGCCCCCCCCCGCGGAGCCUGCGCUCUCCCCCCCCCCCGCCCGCCGGGGCAGAGAGAGAAGCCGGCCUUACCGUCGCGCCGGAAGUCCUUGUGUCCUGACCCGGAAGAGCUUCCUGCGCCCAAGACCCGGCUCCCUGGCCCUGAGGGCGCCAUUUCCUCGCCGCCUCGGACUGGAGCGGAGCGCCCGGGGGUCCUUCGCCUCUCUCCGCGCCUUUCCUGAAGAGAGGCCUCUCCGUCCCCGGCGGGACUCGGGAAGUAAGUUGCUCCUCCGCCAGGCUCCCUUUCCCGGGCGAGCCUCGUCCUGACUCGGGGGCGAAAGGCGCCUCAGAAAAUCCCCCGCCCCCCCCUCACUAACUCACUAACUCAGUCGCCCCAAAGUCUUUUGCUGGAGCGCUUCGCCUCCGACUUCGCAUGGCAACGUAUUCAGGCUGCUGUAAAAACAUCGCUUCCGUUGGUUGGGCUCGGCGCCAGGGAACCUCCCCAGUUCCAAAUAAUAAUAAUAAUAAUAAUAAUAAUAGAAAGCAACGUGAGAAACUACAGAACUCUUACAUAGCGCAGUCCUCCUUUAUGACACAGGCAUCAAAGAAAGAACAAGCAUUUAAACCACCUAACACACGUGGGAGCAUGUGGAAUGAUAGUUUUUUAAACCAGCAACUAGAAAUAAUUUCUGAUUUGAUUAUAUUACUAAUGUAAUUACCUGGACAUAGUUGGGGCUGCCUAUGAUUCUCUUCUUGUGAGGUGGCCAAAGUACUGGAGCCUCAGCUUCAGGAUCUGUCCUUCCAGUGAGCACUCAGGGCUGAUUUCCUUCAGAAUGGAGAGGUUUCUUCGGCGAUCAGCCUUCUUUAUGGUCCAUCUCUCACUUCCAUACAUCACUACUGGGAAAACCAUGGCUUUAACUAUACGAAUCUUUGUCGGCAAGGUGAUGUCUCUGCUUUUUAAGAUGCUGUCUAGGUUUGUCAUUGCUUUUCUCCCAAGAAGCAGGCGUCUUUUAAUUUCGUGGCUGCUGUCACCAUCUGCAGUGAUCAUGGAGCCCAAGAAAGUAAAAUCUCUCACUGCCUCCAUUUCUUCCCCUUCUAUUUGCCAGGAGGUGAUGGGACCAGUGGCCAUCUUCGUUUUUUUCGUUUUUUUGAUGUUGAGCUUCAGACCAUAUUUUGCGCUCCCCUCUUUUACCUUCAUUAAAAGGUUAUUUAAUUCCUCCUCACUUCCUGCCUAGUGUUUUAUCUGGAGAUACUGCCAUUGAGCAUUUGUAGGUAAUCUGUAUUUGUCUCUUAGGAUGGACUAUGUUUAAAAUAGAUCCUCUUCGUUUAUCAACUGGUCUAAUGUUAAUAUACCGAAAUUCAUCCAUCUCUCCCAUACUGUAUUACCAUUUCUUUCCUGGUUUUAAAGACAGGUUUCCCCACAAAGUCAUUUUAUUGUGGGAGCAAAGGUCAAAUUUAUAUUUUUUGGACAUGUGGUAUCAUUCUAACUGAUGUUAUUGUUUCAAUAGCAUCUUGAGUAUUAAUGUAUGUAUUUAGACCCAAGUGCUACCCAUCUUUCUAGAGGUACUACAUAGGAAUAUUCCAAAGCAGCCCAAUUUGGACAGUUGUUUUCAGUUAUGGGUCUCCAGGAUUGUCUACCUGACGGCAAAUAUACUUGGUGAUACAUUUCUAAGUCUGGGGUCCAAAAUCCUCCUCCUUUUAUCGGUAUCUGCAUUUUUUGCAUAGAUAUUCUUGGAACUGAAGAGCCCCAAAGGCAUUUUCUAAACAAAGAUUUAAUUUUGAGAAAGUAUUUGCUCGGUAUGUGAAUUGGAAUUCCUCUUAAGAUAUAAACUAGGUAUUAUGUUCAUUUUAAGAGCAUUGACUUUUCUCCACAGGGUCAGGUUCAAUGACUCCCAUCCAGUGCUUUUUUUCUUUAAAAAUGUUUAGGGGUACUCUCAUUCUACUACUCAUAUUGAAAUAUUGCUCCUCAAUGAGGCCAAAAAUAGAUUCACAAAAUGUUUAGGGGUGUGCAUACCCCAGAAAAAAGCACUGCUCUCACCUGUCUAUGUCUAUUGAUACCUCAUGGUAUAUUUUGUUGUUGUUUAAUGACACUAAUUUAGAUAAGUCUCAUGGUGUUAAUGUGCCUAGAUAUUUAAUGUUGUCUUUGCAAACAUGAAACUGGUAUUGUUUAAACCAGUGUGGGUGUGUUUCUCUACUUGCCCCUGGAACACCCCAAAGAGGGUGAGAAGGUGCAAGAGGGCAGCCCAGGGGCAAGGAGAGCAGUGCCUCCCCCCCCCCCCCAGCUAUCCAUGGACAUCUGCUGGUGAGCAGUGGUGGCAGUUUCUUCACUCUGCCUAAUCAGGGAGCUGGCCCUGCCACACGGUUCAACUUCAAAAUAAGGAAAGCUGGUCAAAGUCAUUGACAACCCUCGCUUAAAUAUACAUUCAUGUACAGCCCCCCCCCCACAAACCACUCCAUAGAAUAAGGGUCAGCAAACUUUUUCAGCAGGGGGCCAGUCCACUGUCCCUCAGACCUUGUGGGGGGCGGACUAUAUUUUUUUUUGGGGGGGGGGAAAUAUGAAUGAAUUCCUAUGCCCCACAAAUAACCCAGAGAUGCAUUUUAAAUAAAAGGACACAUUCUACUCAUGUAAAAACACGCUGAUUCCCGGACCGUCUGCGGGCUGGAUUUAGAAGGCGAUUGGGCCGGAUCCGGCCCCCGGGCCUUAGUUUGCCUACCCAUGCCAUAGAAUGAUAGAACUGCGGUGUUGAAAGAGACCCUAAGGGCCAUCUAGUCUAACCCCCUGCAAUGCAGGAACCGCAGAUGAGCUUGCGUUCAAGAUAGAGGCCUAGAAGGCUCAGCUCCAGGGAUUCUGGCCGGGGGAGCCAUGGAGGUUGAAGGAAAAGGAGAGGGCAUUAAGUGGAGGGCGUGUGGCUCACAGAAGCUGGAAGGGACCCCUGAGAGUCAUCUAGUCAACCCCCUGCCAUGUGGGAAUCCACCAAGUGCCUGAGGAAGCUGCCUGCCAUGGCUUGGACCAGAGGGACUGGCCCCCACCCCCGCCCCCUCCGCAAUAUUUCUGUAAAUAGUCUUUAAAUUUCUUCCAAUCUUCUUCCACCGACUCUUCUCCCUGGUCACGGAUUCUGCCAGUCAUUUCCGCCAAUUCCAUAUAGUCCAUCACCUUCAUCUGCCAUUCCUCCAGUGUGGGUAGCUCUUGUGUCUUCCAAUACUUUGCGAUGAGUAUUCUUGCUGCUGUUGUAGCAUAAAUAAAGAAAGUUCUGUCCUUUUUUAACACCAAUUGGCCGACUAUGCCCAGGAGAAAGGCCUCUGGUUUCUUCAAGAAGGUAUAUUUAAAUACCUUUUUUAAUUCAUUAUAUAUCAUCUCCCAGAAAGCCUUAAUCUUUGGGCACGUCCACCAAAGGUGAAAAAAUGUACCUUCAGUUUUGCUGUCAUGUUAAUCCCCAGGUAUUUAACUUUCUUAACCACUGUUAAACCUGUCACAUUCUGAAACCUCUCUCUCUCCAUUGAUGUUAAAUUUUUCUCUAAAACCUUAGUUUUUAAUUUGUUCAAUUUAAAUCCUGCAACCUGACCAAAUUCUUGAAUCAGUUCUAAAACCCUUUUAGUACUAGAUUCUGGCUCCUGUAACGUCAGUACUAAAUCAUCUGCAAAUGCUCUCAAUUUGUACUGUUUGGCUCCGACCUGUAUACCUUUAACCAACUGGUCCCUUCUAAUCAUUAUCAUCAUCAUCAUCAUCAUCAUCUAUCAAUGAAUGUUCUGUUAAAAACACAGAUAAUCACAAUAAAAAUGGCACAUGAAAAGCAACAUUAAAAACAAAUCCCUGCAGGAAAAAUCCAAGGAAGUCAUUGUUCACAGCCGGCAUAGCUGACUUGUGGAUUUCUCUACCGCAGGAGGCAGCAAUGGCUGCCAGUACCAGGGGCUCUGCUUUGCCUCCACUGUCAGGAGGCAGAUGUGCUUCUGAAUGCCAGUUGCUGGUUGGCCGCCUGGAGGCUGGGCUCGCCCUUUGGCCUGAUCCAGCAGCCAGACUCUUCUGACGUCCUCAUGGAACCUCCAGGUGCAGAGGCAGUCUAUCUCGAUUCCUUGCUUCUUGGGAAUUGACUAGGUGGGGCACUGGCUGGAUCCAGGGGCUUUUACGCAUAGCUGUCAACCUUCCCCUUUUUUGCGGGAAAUUCCCUUAUUCCAGUGCCGUUUCCCGCUGCUAUCCCGCAUUGUUAGAUAUCCCGUAGACUGUCCCCGGGACAGGAGAGGCUGCUGAUCCCUUAUUUUCAAAUCUGAAAGUUGACAGCUAUGCUUUUACGCUCCAUGAAUGAGUAAAUACAGGGUCUGGCAGACGCCGCUCUCCUUUAUUGAAAGGGGGUUUUAUGGCAGCUGGAACUCAGCGUUCUUGGUGGAGCCUCCACGAAGGUCUGCCGGGUGGCUGAUGGCGCCCGGCAAUCGAUUUUGCUUAUGAAAAUUCUAUAUAUUUAUUAUUUUGGGGUUUUUCUUUCUAAUGGCCAUGUCUCUUUCUGUUGCAACUGAGCUGCCUUGUAGGGAAACGUUUCAGGAAACCACACGGGCAAAUUAUGAAUCGAUGGGCUGCAAAACAAAACAAGGCGGCUUCUGAGAGAGCGCAGAGGAGCCGAGGCUGGGCGGAUCAGUUGGCAACCCUCCUCGCGCCAGGGCCGAAUGGAACGAGCCAAACUCCCUCUGCGCCUGCGCAGUCGUAACCGGCUCCGAAGGAAAGGCAGAGCAUGCGCACUUUGCCCCGUCGGUCUGCUGUGCUUCGAUGGGGCCCCUUCGGCUCCCUCCCUCCCUUCUCGGAGAAGCGGACAUAGAGAUACGUCAUAUCCCUGGGGAGGGGGGAGAAGGAGGAGCGAGAAGGAACCGCCUCAGUAUCGCAAAGAGAAGGGAUUUUGUGUGAGGAAAGGAAAUCACACAAACUUCGGGUCCGAAACGGAAGCUGUGGCCUGGGGGGGGGUUUUGGACGCUCUAUCUCAUGGAGCGUCUAUGGUCCGCGUUCCUCCAGCAAGCCCCGCCCUACUCCCAGCCGGGCUCCUUUCUGUGCUUGUUCCUAGGAGGUGCCUUCUCAGAUGGAAUAAUUAUUAUUAUUAUUAUUAUUAUUAUUUAUACCCCGCCCAUCUGGCUGGGCUUCCCCAGCCACUCUGGGCAGCAGCCAACAAAGUAUUAAAAUACAGUAAGGCAUCAAACAGGAGGCGCCUUCUGCAGGCUUCAGCUGUGAAACGAGGAGAAUUCCCUAGUGUUGGGCCAAGUUCUGUGCAAAUGCUUCCUCGGCACAGCUGCCAACGUUUUCCCCCUUUUAAACGGAAAUCCCCUUAUUGCGAGUAGGAUUCCUCGCAAGAAAAGGGGAAAGUGGGCAGCUCUGCUUCCUGGGCUUGGGGGGAUCUGGCCGAGGGCGGAGGCAAAGAAAGUUCCAUUCCUUCCUUCCUUCUCCGAGCUGAUCCUCCCUUCUGACGCUGCAGAAAUGCUGGUGGGAGAGGGAACUGGAAAUGGGGCACUAAUAAAAGUGAGGAGGGGUCUGGCUCGUCUCUUUGCAAGGAGUGCGGACCCUGCUAGGGCAGUUUUGCUUGCAAAUCAAGGCACGGCAUCUUCGCCGCUUGGCUUUAGGUUUCGCCUGGGUCUUGCCUCUUUUCUUGAAACCCUCCGACCUAGCGGGGGUCCCGGAAUCCCCAUAAGGACUGGAGAGCAGCCGGGGAGCAUUUUGGGUUCUUUUCCAUUCCUUCCUUCUCUGAGCCGUGACCUCCUGCUAUCCUGCCUUCCUCUUCUCUGGAAGAAGGGGCGCCCCCCGCCAUCCCCCCUCCUCCUCCAUCAUCUCGCCACCCCCCCAGUCCUUUACAAGGCGCUUGGACUAGACUAAGGUUGCCAUGUUCCCAAAGGGGAAAAUCUUUGCAGCUGUUAAAACCCCCAACAAAACAAUGAAUGGGGGGGGAGCCCCAAAGAACUCAGGGGCGCAGGAUGCGGAAAAGGACUGCGGGUGGGGAGCCUCGUCCCAGGCAGAACUUUUGGGGCGAGUUGCCCCGGGUCUCUUUUUCCGGAGGGAUGGGGGGUCGUUUUGCACAUUGCGGGGCGAUCCCCUUUCUGACUCGGUGACGCAGGCGCGCGAGAAACAUCCCCCCCCCAAAGAUAACUCUCCCCCACCCCCGGUCCUCGCAGGGGGAGCUCCGCCCAUGGACAGCCUUGCCUCGGACUUGAUGCGUUCCUUCCUUGUCCUGCAAUCCUGCCUUCCUCCUCCAUCUCGCCGCCCCUCCAGUCUCAAAAGCAUGAAGCCGCCGACUUCCCUUUCCUGCCCGUCCCUUUUCUCUGCACAUGAGUCAUGUGCCUUGGAAAAGCAAAUUUUCGCUCCGGCACACCACGCCGGGUUUUCCAUUCAUGCACUUGCGCUUUUUUCUCCUCUCUCUCUCUCUCUCCCUUCUUCCCCGUGCAGAGGCGAGAGCGGGGAUCUCCGAUCCGCAAAGGUAAGAUCGUAGCGCCUCGGCCGCGAAGAAAGUUUGCAAGGAACGUCACACACUGAUUUUGGGUGGAUAGAUAGAUAGAUAAAUUCCUGUAGCGCCUUAGAGACCAGCGAAGCUGUCAACGUUUCUCUUUUCUCAAGGGAAGUUCCCUUACUCCUAAUAGGAUUCCUCGCAAGAAAAGGGAAAAGUGGACAGCUAUGAUGCACACUUCUUCAGAUACACUCUCUCUAUAAGGGUCUGGUGACUUCCUCUUUCAGUGUAUCUGAAGAAGUGUGCAUGCACACGAAAGCUCACGCCAAGAACAAACUCAGUUGGUGUCUAAGGUGCUACUGGAAGGAAUUUUUUUUUUGCAGUUUGGAGGAAAGGCUCAUGGAACUCCCUGCAAUGCAGGAAAUCGUUUUGCCUUGAGUCUCGCUCCCCCGACUGAGCCACCUUGGGGAGUUGGUGAAGUUAUAUGGGCAGAGAGGUUUUCCUCCCUCUCUCCUGACACUAGAAGUGGGUGAGGGGUGGGGGGUGGGGACACAGCCAGUGAAGUUGAACGUGGAAAAAAAAAGGAGGACAGAUAUAUUUAAAAAACCCGAUCCUUCUUGACGCAGCACAGAGUUAAACUAGGGAGCUCCCUCUUGCACGUGGCUGUGAUGGCUCUCAAACUUAAUCAACUGUUUGUUUGGUGUUUUGUUUGGAAUGUUUUUUAGUGUAUUAAUAUUCGGUGUUUGCCGCCCUGAGACCGGUCUUGGCCGGGGAGGGUGGGGUAUAAAUAAAACAUUAUUAUUAUUAUUAUUACUAAAAGGGGUUUAGGCAAAUUCAUGGAGGAGGAGAGGGCUGUGGAUGGCAACUAGGCAAGAGAGCUAUAUUCUCUCUGCCUCUUCAGUCUGGGGCUGCAGCCAGCAGUUCCUCUGAAUGAGAGUUGCAGGAAACUUGGAAGGCAGAGUGCUGGAGGGCAGAGUGGCAGCUGAGUGGUAUUGUGUUUCCACUCGGGGGUUUCCCUCUCAUUGCAACAGCUCCAGUCUAUUCUUGGCUGUUUGCAGGACCAUUUAUAUCACGCCACCCAAGGUCAAUGAAACAGUGACGUCUCUCAAGAAGUGUGCAUGCACAUAAAAACUUAUGCCAAGAACAAACUUAGUUGGUCUCUAAAGUGCUACUGGACAAUUUUUUUUAAAAAAAAUAUUUUUCCACCCAACAUCAGUGUGGGACGUUUCUUCUCCUAUUCCCAGCUGGUCUCGCCCCCCCCCCCCCCAGUUUCAUCAUCCGGUAGCUCAUCUCAUUGAAAUGGGAAAAUACCAGCCUUCUGUGCAGCUUUUGACAAGAGCGGAGCUUCUGGUAUAAGGCUAGCUUCCUUUUGUGGUGCUGUGUGGCAGCUUUUACAUUUGCCACCACCUCCAAGCUCCCCCCCCCCCCAUCGCAGGCACCACCAGUGUUAUGUACUGAAGUUCUCACCCUGGGCCAGCAGGGGGAUACUGUAGAUAGUUAUGCAAAUGAAGGAUCGAAAGUGACAUUCAGUGAUUGGAUGGAUACUGUAGAUAGUUAUGCAAAUGAAGGAUCGAAAGUGACGUUCAGUGAUUGGAUGGAUACUGUAGAUAGCUAUGCAAAUGAAGGAUUGAAAGUGACAUUCAGUGAUUGGAUGGAUACUGUAGAUAGUUAUGCAAGUGAAGGAUCGAAAGUGACGUUCAGUGAUUGGAUGGAUACUGUAGAUAGCUAUGCAAAUGAAGGAUUGAAAGUGACAUUCAGUGAUUGGAUGGAUACUGUAGAUAGUUAUGCAAAUGAAGGAUCGAAAGUGACGUUCAGUGAUUGGAUGGAUACUGUAGAUAGCUAUGCAAAUGAAGGAUUGAAAGUGACAUUCAGUGAUUGGAUGGAUACUGUAGAUAGUUAUGCAAGUGAAGGAUCGAAAGUGACGUUCAGUGAUUGGAUGGAUACUGUAGAUAGUUAUGCAAAUGAAGGAUCGAAAGUGACAUUCAGUGAUUGGAUGGAUACUGUAGAUAGUUAUGCAAAUGAAGGAUCGAAAGUGACAUUCAGUGAUUGGAUGGAUACUGUAGAUAGUUAUGCAAAUGAAGGAUCGAAAGUGACAUUCAGUGAUUGGACGGAUACUGUAGAUAGUUAUGCAAAUGAAGGAUCGAAAGUGACAUUCAGUGAUUGGAUGGAUACUGUAGAUAGUUAUGCAAAUGAAGGAUCGAAAGUGACAUUCAGUGAUUGGAUGGAUACUGUAGAUAGUUAUGCAAAUAAAGGAUCGAAAGUGACAUUCAGUGAUUGGAUGGAUACUGUAGAUAGUUACGCAAAUGAAGGAUCGAAAGUGACGUUCAGUGAUUGGAUAGUUUUAGAAAGUUGUUACAGUAACGUGGUACUGGAGCUCUAUAUAAGCAGGCUGGCUCAACCCUUCAGUUCAGUUCUGUUCUGGCCUGUGAAUAAACAAGAGCUGUUUGAAGAAUCGCUGUGUCGUCUGAUAUGUUCACCCACAAAUUAACAACCAGCACUCCCAACAGCUGCUCAUGGAGGCCAGCUUGGGUGGGUGGGUUUCUCUCUCUCUCUCUCUUAUAAUAUUUUUAUUGGUUUUUACAAAUAUUUCCAUCAUAACGUCAAUUUUACAAAUAAAAUAAAGAAACAUUUGGCUAUAUUAGCCGGGAACUUCCCUCAUCCUCGACUAAUGGUUUUCCAACUUGAUCUCUAAUAUGCAUUUUAUAAAUAAUAAAUAAUUUUUAUUUAUACCCCGCCCUUCCCGGUUCAGAAAACCGGGCUCAGGGCGGCUAACAGCAAAUUUAAAACACUUAAUUGAUGCAACAAAAAACAGCAUAAAAUACAGUAUAAAACGUGAAUAACAAUAAAUUCAGAAUUCAAAAAUCAAUUUGGGGGAAUCCAUCCAAUAAACAUUAGAUGAUUGCCAGGGCUAGCUGGCUAAAUUAGAUCCCAGAGCAGGUAAUCUUCAUAAAAAGGGGAGAGGGCGUUUUUUCGGGUGGCGGACUGCUAAAACCUGGAAGUACCGGAAUGGGUCACUUCCAGAUUUCGGCGGGCGCACAUGCGCAGAAGCGCUAAAUUGCGCUUUGCACAUGCGCAGAAGCGCUGAAUCGCAAUCCAUGCAUGCGCAGACACAGGUCCUCCAAGACCGUGAUGAACAAUAAUGGAGGUAACGGACAAUUCUGCCAGGUACCUUUUGUAAUUUCAAGGCGUGGGUGGGUUUCUCUACUUGCCCCUGGACCACCCCAAGGAAGCCAGGGGGCAGGCCAGGGGCAAGUAGAGGAGUCCAGGAGCAGCGUCCGGAGUGUUGGUGAGCAGGGGGCGCACUGGGCUGGCAGCCCUGACCUGGGGCAGCUGGCCACCCAGACAGAUUUCUUCACUCUGCCUAAUCAGGGAGCUGGCCCUGCCCCAUUUUUCAACUUCAAAACGAGGAAAGCUGGUCAAAGUCAUUGACACCCUUGCUUAUCCGGACUUCCCCCCCCUCCAUUGAAUCAUAGAACUGCAAAGUUGGAAGGAGUCCUGUGGGUCAACCCCCUGCAAUGCAGGAAUCUCAACUGAACUAUGCUCGGAGUCAAGAGUGGAUUUCAUGCUCUUUAGUGGUGAGGAGGAAUGGAAGUUCCCUCAGGAUGUCUGCUUUAUAUUCCUUAUUUACACAAUGGGCCCCACGUGAUUGGCUAAUUCUGGGAUUCUCCUGUAGGCCAAUCAGGUUGCGGAUUCCCUUCCACCUGUAGCUGGAUUGGGUGGUUCCUGUGGACCAAUCAGACUGCAGCAUUCUGAAUCCUAUUGCUCUAGGACCAAUCAGACUGCAGCAUUCUGAAUCCUAUUGCUCUAGGACCAAUCAGACUGCUGCAUUCUGAAUCCUAUUGUUCUAGGACCAAUCAGACUGCUGCAUUCUGGACCCUAUUGUUCUAGGACCAAUCAGACUGCAGCAUUCUGAAUCCUAUUGUUCUAGGACCAAUCAGACUGCUGCCUUUUGGAUCCUGUUCAACUCAGUACAUAACAUCAACUAUCACACCCAAGGAAUAUGGAGAGGUGAAUCAUGAACUAAACAACACUGUAGAUGGCUUGUGAAAAUUCGUUCACAAUAAUGUAGGACAUUUCAACUCCUUCUAAUACAUAAAUAAUAUAUGCAAUGCAAAAAUUUCAAUAACAAUGACAGACGCAGCUCACUAUUUCGAAGCCAACAGUCCAGGUAUUCCCGAAAUAAUUCUGUGAGAAUGACUAUGUAUACUUGUGCUGGUGUGAUCCCAGCGGAACUCCCAUGACGAGAGACCCAGAUUUCAAUCUCUGUUUCGUGAUUCUCCUUCUGGUCGGCCCGAAAAGGAACCCUAAAUGAUGCCUGACUUGCUUAUAAGAAGUUAUUCAUUAGUUCCUUGAGAUGCAUUGUGGGGAAUGUAUGUGGGAGAACAACAGCAUGAACCAGAACGAAUGUAGCCUUUGGUGGGGCCAGGACAAGUUCCCUGUGCUGGGGUUAAGCCAUGGGACAGGUGCAGUCCCUUUGAGCAUGUGCAGAGUGCAUGUUACGGAGCGCCAUUAGCCAUCCUCCAUACAGUUAGCAUUAGAAGAAAUACCUGUAUUCUCCAGACUGAAUUCCAGGCAGACUUGGUGAACGGGGAGGGUGGUGUCUAGGCCAGGGCUUUCCUGGGGGAACCCAGAAUGGAGAGAGAUUUACACCCCCUACAUUUAGGAUGUCUUCUCUUUUCAGACAGGUGCUUGCUCCUAGAGGGACUGAAGACGUGAAUCUCUGAGCCAGACUCCCAAGUUCCGAUCUGCAGAGACCAAAAUCGUGUGCAAUCGCCUUCUGAUGGGCCAAGCAUGGAUGGCAGUCCAUUCAAGUUUUUACUUUUCUUUGGAAUAGUCUUUCUCCCUGGUAAGUUGUUCAAUUGCAAUAGAAGGUCUGUCGCUCAGGUCUGAUGGCAUUGCCAGGGAGGGUUGAUAGGGGCGACCCCUAUCAAAAGCCUGGAGAAGUUCUGCCAGUCUGUACACAAAACAAUGCUAAAUAUACCACAUCAAGGGAAGUCAUGUUGUUGUUGUUGUUGUUGUUGUUUAGUCGUUUAGUCGUGCCCAACUCUUCGUGACCCCCUGGACCAGAGCAGGCCAGGCCCUCCUGUCUUCCACUGCCUCCCUCAUGCUGGUAGCUUCGAGAACACUGUCCCACCAUCUCGUCCUCUGUCGUCCCCUUCUCCUUGUGCCCUCCAUCUUUCCCAACAUCAGGGUCUUCUCCAGGGAGUCUUCUCUUCUCAUGAGAUGGCCAAAGUCUUGGAGCCUCAGCUUCAGGAUCUGUCCUUCCAGUGAGCACUCAGGGCUGAUUUCCUUCAGAAUGGAGAGGUCUGAUAUUUUUGCAGUCCAUGGGACUCUCAAGAGUCUCCUCCAGCACCAGAAUUCAAAAGCAUCCAUUCUUUGGCGAUCAGCCUUCUUUAUGGUCCAUCUCUCACUUCCAUACCUUACUACUAGGAAAACCAGAGCUUGAACUAUACGGACCUUUGUUGGCAAGGGGAUGUCUCUGCUUUUUAAGGGAAGUCGUAGUCCCACUCUAUUCUGCCUUGGUCAGAGCACACCUGGAAUACCUUGUCCAAUUCAAGGGCACCACAGUUUAAGAAGGAUGUUGGCAAUCUGGAGCACAUGCAGAGGAGAGAGACCAAGAGGGUGAAGGGUCUGGAAACCGAGCCUUAUGAGGAGCGGUUGAAGGAGCUGGGUGUGUUUAGCCUGGAAAAGAGGAGAAUCCUCCGGAAAAACAAUCUCUCCAAGGACCUCUUGAUGGCAUUUUACCAUUGUACUGUGGAGAGUGUAUUAACUUAUGGUCUGGGUGUGUGGUUUGGGAGCUGCACGGCCAGGGGAAAAACAACGCUAUCCAGGGUUGUAAAGACUGCGGAGAGCAUAAUUGGGUGCCCUCUUCCCACCUUGGAUCAAAUCUACGCUUCCAGGUACCAUAAGAGAGCUGCAGAGAUAGCGCAGGAUCAUGCGCACCCCGGAAAGGAUCUCUUUCAGCUUCUGCCUUCUGGAAGAAGGUCCAGGGUUAUAAAGACUAGGACUAGCCGCCUGAGAAACAGUUUCUAUCCAAAUGCAAUUUUGGUUUUAAACGCAGUGUAAGGUAGUCUCUGUGGGAGUAUAUUGUAUUUAAUUAUGGGGAAUCAGAGUUUUUAGGGGGCUAACCAGGUUGGGAUAGCUGGGAUAGCAGGCUUGUGGGUUUUUGUCUGAUGUAGAUUUUUUUAAUUUCGUUGUUCUGCAUGGGACAAUGACAAUAAAGAUUAUCGUAUUGUAUUGUAUCGUAUCAUAUGAAAGCCAUCAUCAAAUAUCUCAAGGGCUGUCACAUGGAGGAGGGAACCAAAUGUUUUCUCCUGCUCUGGAGGGUAGGACUCGAACCCAUGGCUUCAAGUUUCAAGAAAGGAGAUACUGACUAAACAUCAGGAAGACCUUUCUGAGGGUAAGAGCUGUUCGGCAGUAGAACGGUCUCCCUCAGGAGGUGGUGGUCUCUCCUUCCUUGGAGGUUUUUAAGCAGAGGUUGGAUGACCAUCUGUCAUGGGUACUUGAGUUUAGAUUCUUGCCUUGCGGGGGUUGGACUAGAUGACCCUUAGGAUCCCUUCCAACCCUUCAUUUCUAUGGUUUUAUGAUUUUUUUAUUCGAUAUUAUUUUGGGUGAUUGUAUUUUUUGCAAGUAUACGUUUUGUAGGGACGCGGGUGGUGCUGUGGUCUAAACCACAGAGCCUAGGGCUUGCCGAUCAGAAGGUCGGCGGUUCGAAUCCCCGCGAUGGGGUGAGCUCCCGUUGCUCGGUCCCUGCUCCUGCCAACCUAGCAAUUCAAAAGCACGUCAAGUGCAAGUAGAUAAAUAUGUACCGCUCCGGCGGGAAGGUAAAUGGCGUUUCCGUGCGCUGCUCUGGUUCGCCAGAAGCGGCUUAGUCAUGCUGGCCACAUGACCCAGAAGCUGCACGCCGGCUCCCUCGGCCGGUAAAGCGAGAUGAGCGCCGCAACCCCAGAGUCGGCCAUGACUGGACCUAAUGGUCAGGGGUCCCUUUACCUUUACCUUAUACGUUUUGUAACUUUUGGACUACAACUCCCAUCACCGCUAGCUAGCAGGGCCAGUGGUCAGGGAUGAUGGAAACUGUAGUCUUUGUAGUCCAAAAACUGGCGACCCAAGUUUGAGGAAUAUGGCCUUAUUUCCUUCCUUCCUUUUCUUUGCUUUAUCAGGAACUGGACCCACAGCACAGAAUUCUCCCCCUACUUAUGUGAAUGAGCUCCAGGGAAGAUCGGUUUUGCUUCAUAUAAACAUUCCCUCAGGAAUAACAGUGGACAUAAUCAAAUUGGAUUUCCAGUCCUGGACGGGCGAGAUCAGCCAACUUGCUGAAAUAAAUGGAACGGUGAAAUAUACCAGUGACCGGUUGGGGCAGCGGCUCACAAUGGUCAAUAAGACCACCCUGAAGAUCAGCCACCUACAAAUGGAAGACAGUGGCCUCUACAAGGCUCAUGUGAGGUUUAAGGAAGUAGCCUUGUAUCCAACAAACUUGUUCUACCUCACCGUCUCUGGUAAGCAAUUAUUCUAAGAUCCUUCUCUGCCUCUGGUGGAACCGAACGUGGAACCUAAGAAUCCAAGAAGAGUGUGCUGGAUCAGGCCCAUGGCCCAUCUUGUCCAGCAUCAUCUUCUCACACUGGCCAGCCAGAUGCCCAUGUGAAAACAGCAAGCAGGAUUUGAACACAAGAGCCCUUUCCUCUCCAGUGGUUUCCAGCAAGAGGGUAUUCAGAAGCAUAGCUGCCUCUAGCUGUAGUGAAUGCCACCAACUCAGAUGGCUUUAAAAUAGGGCCAGGCAAGUUAAUGGAGGAUGUCGAUGGCUACUAGCAAUGAUGGCUAGGGUCUACUUCCUCCGUUGGGGGCAGUGAGCAUCUGAGUCCCCGCUGCCAGGAAUCCCAGGUGGAGGGAGUUUGCUGUUGUGGGUCAGGUCCAGCUUGUGGGCACCUGGUUGGCCACCGUGAGAAAAGGCUGUUGGACUAGAUGGGCCCCUUUGGUCCGAUCCUGCUGAUGGGUGCUUCUGAUGUUCUUACAUUGCAGCUAUUUUUUUUUUUUGGGGGGGGAGCCAAGUUUAAAGCCCUAAACAGCCUUGGCCCAGUAGACCUGAAGGAGAGUCUCCAUCCCCAUCGUUCUGCCCAGACACUGAGAUCCAGCUCUGAGGGUCUUCUGGCAGUUCCCUCCCUGCGAGAAGCCAAGUUACAGGGAACCAGGCAGAGGGCCUUCUCGGUGGUGGCUCCUGCCCCGUGGAAUGCCCUCCCACCAGAUGUCAAGGAAAUAAACAACUACCUGACUUUUAGAAGACAUCUGAAGGUGGCUCUGUUUAGGAAAGUUUUUAAUGUUUGAUGUUGUGGCUUUUUAAAUUAAUAUUCUGUUGGGAGCUGCCCAGAGUGUCUGGGGAAACCCAGCCAGAUGGGCGGGGUAUGUAUAUAUGUAUAAAUAAUAAAAAAUAUUAACAAUAAAUUAAUAAUAAUAAUAAGAAGAAGAAGUUCUGGAAAGCCCUGGUGCAAAAACAGCGUAGGUUUUUCAUUCAUUUAAGGAAGGCAAGCAAGAUGACCAAGGGUCUGAAAACCAGGCCUUAUGAGGAAGGUUGAGGGAGUUGGGGAUGUUUCGCCUGGAGAAGAGCGGAGGGACAGGUGACACGAGAGACACCUUCAAAUAUCUGAAGUGCUGUCACAGGGAAGAUGGAGCGCGCUUGUUUUCAGGGCUUCUCCGGAGCCCUGAUCCAAUGGAUUCAAACGGCAAGAAAGGAUAUUCUGACUAAAUAAUAAUAAUAAUAAUAAUUUAUUUGUACCCUACCCAUCUGGCUGGGUUUCCCCAGCCACUCUGGGCGGCUUCCAACAAAGUAUUAAAAUACAGGCCCUCAGAGCUUGACCUCAGUGUCCGGGCAGAACGAUGGGGGUGGAGAUGCUCCUUCAGGUAUACUGGGCUGAGACUGUUUAGGGCUUUCAAGGUCAGCACCAACACUUUGAAUUGUGCUCAGAAACAUACUGGGAGCCAAUGAAAAGUUUUCAGGACCAGUGUUAUAUGGUCCUGGCAACCACUCCCAGUCACUAGUUUAGCUGCCGCAUUCUGGAUUAGUUGUAGUUUCCGGGUCACCUUCAAAGGUAGCUCCACAUAGAGUGCAUUGCAGUAGUCAUAGAAUCAUAGAAUCAUAGAGUUGGAAGAGACCACAAGGGCCAUCGAGUCCAACCCCCUGCCAAGCAGGAAACACCAUCAGAGCACUCCUGACAUAUGGUUGUCAAGCCUCUGCUUAAAGACCUCCAAAGAAGGAGACUCCACCACACUCCUUGGCAGCAAAUUCCACUGUCGAACAGCUCUUACUGUCAGGAAGUUCUUCCUAAGUUCUUCCUAAUGUUUAGGUGGAAUCUUCUUUCUUGUAGUUUGGAUCCAUUGCUCCGUGUCCGCUUCUCUUCCCAAGCUUUAUCUUCCCAAGCGGGAGAUAACUAGAGCAAAGACUAAACCUUUGGAACAGCUUUCUGACAGUAAUAACUGUUCAGUGGUGGAAUGGUCUCCUUCAGAAGGUGGUGGACUCUCCUUCCUUGGGGGUUUUGAAGCAGAGGUAGAUGGCCACCUGUCAGGGGUGAUCUAGUUGAGAUUCCUGCAUGGCGGGGGCUGGGAGUACAGGACCCUUGGGAAUCCUUUCUACAACUCUAUGAUUCAUUUUUUUAAAAAUAAAUUUUUAUUAGUUUCUCAACAUAUCAUUUUCAUCAAUAAUUAAACAUACUUUUAUAUCUUAUACCAUUUUUUUGACUUCCAUCAAUCACAUCUGAAAAUUUUCCAAUCUAUUCACUUAAUAUACAUUUCUUACUUUUAUUAUUACUUUUAAAUCUCAUAACACAUAUCUCUAUUCUUUCUCUACUUUGCAAUGUUUCAUAUAUUUCUCCUUACAAAACUUCCUGUAGUCCUACUAGCGUAAUUUGUUGAUUACAGUUCUUCAAAUAGUUCGUGUACGCCUUCCAAUCUUCUGUGAAUCUCUGGUCCUUCAGGUUUCCAAUCCUUCCUGUCAUUUUGUCCAAUUCUGCAUAGUCCAUUAUUUUCGUCUGCCAUUCUUCUUUUGUCGGAAUUUCUUCUUGCUUCCAUUUCUGGGCUAACAAUACUCUUGCCACUGUUGUUGCAUAUAUGAACAAUUUAACAUCUUGCCUGUUAAUAUCCUCACCUAUAUAAUUCAUUUUUAACAGCUCCAGUGCCAAAGCCGCAGAUCACUCUGCUAAACGUCUUCAAGACUUCAGAGGGUGUCAACGUGACCCUGCGGUGUCUGGUACCUGGAGAGGAAAAGAUUGACAUCUCCUGGGGAAGAGGGGACCCCGCCAGCCCCUUGGAAGAAAGCUCAGAUAGGCACUGCCUCUCUGGCAAUGACACUGUUCUCCAGUUGUUCCGGCAAUCCUGUUACACAAACUCCACCAUCAUCACCUGCCAAGCCAGCAAUGCUGUCGAUCAGAAGAAUGCCUCAUAUGACUUGAACAGAAUCCCCGAGUGUGAAGGUGUGCGCCUGAUUGACCCCACCUAUAAUGGUAUGGGUAUUGCUUGUGCGUAAGUUGCCGCCUCUCCUGGCUAUGUUGCCUUGUUAAACCUUUCUGUCUGGACAGCCCUUCAAUUCGUGGCUGCCUCAGUCGCUAGCAGAAUCCGUCAGUGGGCGUUUCUUAAACCUUUUCCAACAUAAAAGUUGUUUGACACCCAGUCUCCUCCUACUUUCUCUGCACGGAAGUCUUCUGCGCAGGGAGGGCGUGGGUAGCGGAGGACCAGUGCUCUCCCCGCUGGUGUCCGGUGAAGAGUCCUGGGAGCCCUCUCGCCGAUUCCCCAUCUGCCCCUCCUUAUUCCUGGUGUUGCACUGAAUUGCUUCCCCAUCUGCUGAGCUGCCUCUCUCCCUGCUGGGCCCUUCUCCAGCAUCAUUGGAGAGCCUUCCCUCCACCUCUAGCUCCGAUGUCAGUUCCCUGACACCACCCUUCUUUCCCCCAUUAUGCACUGCUUGCAAUAACUUUUGUUUCCCUGAGCCUUUGAGGCAGUAGCAGUGGAUGCAAAAUGUACUAUCAAUCAGGCUGAGAAUUUUUCCACCUUGGUUUUUAAAUAUUUGAGUGUUGCGAUUUGGCGAUUUGAUGGCAAUUUGGAUGGAUUCUUGAGCUGGGAUUCCUGCAUUGCUGGGGGUUGGACUAGAUGAGCCCUGCGGCUCCCUUCCAGUUCUGCAAUUCUAUCAUGUCACCUCCUCUGCAAGUGUAUUAACUAAGUUGAAAUGAAAUGAUGCUUAUCCCUUAAAGCACUGUACAGUGGUACCUCUGGAUGCGAGUAGACGUAAUAUGCGACUGCGCGUGCGUGGGUCACGUUUCACCGCUUCCGUGCAUGUGCGUGACGUCAUUUUGAGUGCGCAUGCGCGAGCGGCAAAACCCGAAAGUAACGUGCUCCGUUACUUCCAGGUCGCCGCGGAGCGUAACUUGAAAACACUCAACCUGAAGCAUAUUUAACCUGAGGUAUGACUGUAUUCAGUUUGAGUAAUGAGCCGUUAAGUUGGUUCCCUGAAAACUGGACUUUGGCUUCCAGUAUUCCAAAACUGCAAAAUUGGGAUGGAGUGUUCGGCAGUCCAGGCAGCUGUGUGGUAUAUACUGCAUUUGCUCAGCUAAAAAAGCAAAUUAAGGUUUUGUGACAGCCCAACUCUCAUUCUGCCUGGAGAAAAGCUGAAAUCAGUUCACAGUCUUUUCUGAUGCCCUCCGUUGUUGUUGUUGCUGUCGCCCUCAAGGGAGAAUUUUUCCUUAUUAUUGCAGGUGCAGAUUGGAAGAUUUUGGGGAUUAUUCUUGGGAGUAUUUUUGGGAUCGUUGCUCUCGGACUCCUCAUCUGUUGGAAGCGGAAAGCAUUAACAUCCAGAUUUCAAACGGUAGGAAUGUGUGUGUGUUAUUCUUCUGACCCUCUCAUCCGAAUUUGGGUUGCCACUUAUUGUUUUCCCUUCCUCUUUGUUUAUCCUGAGAGGCAGAAUCUGGCCAGUUCCUCCAAAUGAUGUGUUUCAUUUUACGUGCCACAGUUUUUACAUCCGCAAGGCCAAAGGCACAAUUGGGUGCCACCCGAUAUUAACGCUCCUCUAGCGCUUUCUCUCAAGUAUUCCCGAAUAAGGUUGGAACUCCACAAAGAUCUGAAUCCUCUUUACAAAACUGCUUUUAAAAAGAAGGGUGUGUGUGAAGGAGGAGUGUGCUUUGUUCUGCCUGCCAAAAUGGGAGGCUUUUGGCUGAUAAACAACCCACAAGUUUCGAGGUUUCCACAUUUAAACCCAUUAGUGAAUAUUCCUGGGUUAUUUUCAGGAAGUCUGAGGCUUAAGGAUUUCCAGCAGAGGAGCAUGUCCCUCUAUCAGUGGGGGGAGGAAAAGUGCUGCCCCACCUGCCACCCACUGUGUGUGUGUGUGUGUGUGUGUGUUGCAUUGUGUGCUGAGAUUCCUCCUGUCUGGUUGAUGGAGCUCCUUUGUAGCACGAUGCCCAAGACGCCAGUUGUGCCUGGGUUUAGGUGGGCUCAACUCUGUUUUAGGAGCUGGUGCCAGGCCCAGCAAACUAGAUCCUCUUAAGUCUCAUCUAAGGAUCCUCACCAUCAACUUAAUCAACAGCCCUGUUUCUUGCUUUGCCUGCAGGUUUUCUGCCACAAGAAUUCCACAUCCAACACAACUGAAUUGCAGGAAGUGGAAACUUCACCAAGUGCCUCUCAAAAUGGCUAUUCAAAAUGUGCACCUUCGGAGCCAGACAAACCAGUGACUCCACCCCUUAGUCCACGUGAAAACUCCUGAUGGGUCUUGGCAGACCUCUUCCUGAUUUUUGCAAAGUACCGUGCCAAGGGCUGUUUUUAAUUCGAUUUUUACUACUUCCCUUAUUUAUUAUAUUGCACUUUGUUGCAUUACAAUCUGCACUGGAUAUAAUUUAAAUUGCAAUGCAGUAUAAUGCAAUACAAGGAAGAAAUGGAACAGUAAAAAUUUUAAAAGUUCAAUGUGAAUAUUUAAUGUGAUGGA
Molecule: messenger RNA, 26318 nt
Organism: Podarcis lilfordi (Lilford's wall lizard)
Lineage: Eukaryota; Metazoa; Chordata; Lepidosauria; Squamata; Lacertidae
Source: the annotation of a GenBank genome assembly